AUGGAAUGUUCUGGGAAUCACUGGUUCAUUGAUCAAAGUGUGUUAACUGAUAUUCGAAGACUCAUUACUCCAAAUCCUGGAUAUAAUAUUCCAGUGAAACAGCUAUUGCUGCUAAUUGAAAAGCCUAAUGAACUUCCCUUUAAUGUGAAGAGAGAAGGAAUGGCCAUAGUUCAAGUGCAUUUGCCUGAAGUCGCUCACAGCAUUAGCAGGUUGGCAAAAUGUAAGACUGAGAGGUCAUCAUCAAAGUAUUAUGUGGAUUCUGAAUACACCAAAGGUUUCACAGAUAACAUGGCUGCUACAAGACAUGACAUUGGUCAUACACACAACCAACACCAUAAACAUAUGGAAUAUGAGUGUAGUUGUGCUCAGAGUAAUGACCUAAAAUGUAACCUGAAGCCUCAUGAGGUAAAGAAUUUGUACAGCUUCAGCAGCUGUAAGAAGAGUUUCACAUUUCCAUUUCUAUAUAGAACAAAUUGUCUUGCUAAAACCAAACAGGGAGUUAUGAUUAGGCUACACUCCCAUAAGAAAAUAAACAGUUCAAAACGUUUCAGGAGAAUUAGAAAAAGAAACAAUAAAGAUUAUCUGGCAACACAUCCAAAAGCCUUCAGUGGAAGGAAGCCAUGUAUAUUUGGUGCAUAUAUUAAGAGCUUCAAUGAGAAGUAUAAACCCACACAAAACUCAACUAUCCACAGUGGGCAGAGGCUAUAUAAAUGUGACACACGUGACAAGCAUUUCACAUGGAAAAAACGUUUUAUGAUCCACAAGGCAAUCCGCUCUAGGGAGAGACCAUUUAGAUGUGUAACAUGUGGUAAAACUUUUACGACAAAUGGCAGCCUAACAGUUCAUGCUAGGAUCCACAGUGGAGAGAAGCCAUAUAAAUGUAGCACUUGUGGCAGAUGCUUUACAGAGAAGGGCAGUCUCAUAGUCCAUGAGAGAAGCCACAGCGGCGAGAAGCCAUAUAAAUGUGUAACAUGUGACAAGGCUUUUACAAAGAAGAGCAAUCUUACAGUCCAUGAACGAAUCCACACAGGAAGUAAAUCCUAUAAGUGUGACACAUGUGGUAAGUGCUUUACGCAAAAGGGCAAUCUCACAGUGCAUGGCAGAAGACACAGUGGAGAGAGGCCAUAUAUAUGUGCAACCUGUGGUGAGAGUUUUGCACAGAAGGGCAGCCUUUCAGUACAUGAGAAAAUCCACACUGGAAACAAACCAUAUACAUGUGCCACAUGUGGAAAGUGUUUCUCACAGAAGAGCAAUCUCAUUACCCAUAGACGAAGCCACAGUGGAGAUAAACCAUUUAAAUGUGCAAUUUGUGACAGGAGGUUUACUUUGAAGGGCAGCCUUAUAGUGCACGAGAAAAUCCAUGCUGGAAUUAAAUCCUACGUAUGUGUUGCAUGUGGCAAGAGCUUUACACACAAAAGCAGCCUUACAGACCAUGAGAAUAGCCAUAUUGGAACUAGAGCCUAUAAAUGUGGUACAUGUGGCAAUACUUUCAUGCAGAAAAGAUACUUAAGGGUUCAUGAGAAAAUCCACAGUGGAAAUAAAUCAUAUACAUGUGCCACAUGUGGUAGCUGUUUUACUCAGAAAGGAUACCUUAAACUGCACGAGAAAGUCCAUGCUGGAAAUAAAUCUUAUAAAUGUGAUGCAUGUAACAAGAGUUUUACAUGGAAAGGCAGCCUUACAGUGCAUAAGAGAACCCACACUGGGGAAAAGCCAUUUCAGUGUGCAAUUUGUGGCAAGAGUUUUGCACAAAAAGGUAACCUUACAUACCAUGAGAAAAUCCACACUAGACAAAAGAAAGCAAAAAAGUGUAAAGACUUCUCAUCUUCUCUUUGUCGAUGAUUUAAAACUGUAUAGCUCAU
Molecule: messenger RNA, 1859 nt
Organism: Protopterus annectens (West African lungfish)
Lineage: Eukaryota; Metazoa; Chordata; Ceratodontiformes; Protopteridae
Product: gastrula zinc finger protein XlCGF26.1-like
Exons: 3
Coding region: 1-1839 (612 amino acids)
Source: RefSeq, a predicted model, not a curated record